UCAUGUAUAUGACCAAAAAGUUUUUUAGGACAAGUAUAAGGGACUAAAAAUAGAAUUUAGUCUAUAUAAAAAUAUUUUUUCUCUUUUCACUUAAUAUAUACUACAAAACACCUUCUUAAAUCUCGUGCCAUAAAUCCGAGUGUGGUAUCUAUCUUGGAAUGGAGCUUGGAAUGGAGGAAGUAGAAAGAAGGUUCCAUCCCUAUCUCAGAAUAUCUAGUUGCCGCCUCACCGUGCUUGUCCAGUUAGCCUUCCCGCUGAAACCUCUCACGUCUCAACCUCGCCGCGAUUUGCCGUGCCUUCAUCGGAUAGGAACCAUGCCAAAGUUGAAGACGACCCGAGUAAAGAUACCAGAGGGGUGGGAGAUGAUUGAACCUACUCUAAGUGAACUACAAGCAAAGAUGAGAGAAGCUGAGAAUGACCCAAAUGAUGGUAAAAGGAAAUGUGAGGCCUUGUGGCCUAUUUUCAAAAUUGCCCAUCAGAAGAGUAGAUACAUAUUUGAUCUCUAUCACAGGAGGAAGGAAAUCUCCAAGGAAUUAUACGACUUCUGCUUGGAUCAGGGAUAUGCAGAUCGUAACUCAAUUGCGAAAUGGAAAAAGGUUGAGCGGCGACGAGAGUAUGGUGGUGUUGCGCAAGUUAAUUGAAGAAUGAAUUGUUUAUCUUUGAUCUGUGAGUGUCGUUGUGUCUUCAUACAUAACUUCACUCUUCUCUUGGAUGCUUCCGGUGAAACCUGUUUUACUUAUUGUUUGAUCUUGACACUAUUAUGAGUUCCGUUUAGAAUCUAAAGACAUGUUAUGUUUUGGAGUACGCUGAACCCUUGUUAUCUUGAAUAUCAAUGAUGAUAAUUAUUUUCUCUUUGGUCUA
This is a messenger RNA of Salvia splendens (bonfire salvia), 861 nucleotides long. RefSeq names its product protein BUD31 homolog 2-like. The record is from RefSeq and is a predicted model, not a curated record. Gene Ontology annotation, cellular component: spliceosomal complex; nucleus. Lineage: Eukaryota; Viridiplantae; Streptophyta; Magnoliopsida; Lamiales; Lamiaceae. The transcript is spliced from 5 exons. Bases 159 to 641 code for a protein of 160 amino acids. Gene Ontology annotation, biological process: mRNA splicing, via spliceosome.